Molecule: messenger RNA, 1186 nt
Organism: Astrephomene gubernaculifera
Lineage: Eukaryota; Viridiplantae; Chlorophyta; Chlorophyceae; Chlamydomonadales; Astrephomenaceae
Source: the annotation of a GenBank genome assembly
UCGCGUUCAACCUAUAAAACUGAAGUGCACUAUAUCGCUCGUAGCGGUCGUCACCUAGCUAUUGAGCAGCGCCUCACCAAGUCACCAUUGCCCCAUAUCCGUCGGCCCACAUCAACUAUACCUUUCCGUUCGAGUAGAAGGGCACAUGGCAUCACAUUGCGCGGUCGGUCUCUCUUCAGGCUGCCUAGCAGGACCUUCUGAAGUGGCAUCCACACGACGGGUGGCGUCUCGAAUCCACCAGUUGCUGGCCCCAAAGCUCCUACAUCCGCACCCACACGCGCUCGCCCAGCCUUCGCGGCCAGGAUUACCACUCUCGCAUCCACGCGCCGCUAACAACUCAAGCUCCUCCACACUUCAAACAUCAGCAGCUUCAACAACAACCCAACCACCUACCUCUCCCUCACCAACCACAACCAGCAGCAGCAACCCCAGCAGCAGCAGCAGCAGCCCCUCUCCGAGCUCCGAACCCGCCGCCCCAUCCACACACACCCCUUCCCGUCUGACCACCUGGCAAUACUCCAAGCUAGCCGACCCGGGGUUCGCUCCUUGGUUCCUGGGCCUUGCCUUCCUGCCGUUUCUGCUGCUGCUGGUGCCGCUUCUGAGCUCUCCACCCAUGCCUCCGGUUGCGGCACCGUAGCCGCAACACCCCGCCUUCGAGGGGAGUCAAGAGGAGAAACCAACCAGUUCAAAUGGUAUCGAAGGGGACAGGAAAAAGAGGAGUGCACGGUAGAUUGCUGGGUGUAGCGUGCUGGGAGCAUAUUAGGGGAAGGUGCCAAUGGUGACAUGCCAGGGUCGCUCGGAUGCAAGGUGGGGUGCACGGUGGGGAAAGGGAGGAGGAUCUGCGGCGAUCGGAGCAGCAACGGAGUCUCUUGCUGAGGGCGGCGACUGGAUGGCAGCAGCGUGGGGUGGGGUGGGUGGGCUUCGCGUAUAAGGUAGCCGUUGUAGGGUUUAAGAAUGAGAUAUCUGAGAUCUGUGCUAAAUCAUCGAAUCGAGAUCAUCGAAUGUAGAGACGCGGCUGGACUUAUCCCGAGUGCUGCAUGCCUGUUGUGUCGCUUACCGGUGUUCCUCUUAAACCGGUAGUUGAGCAGUGCGCAGCGGCCUGGAGAGCGGGGACGAAGGUCGGAUGCGACAGCGGAUGGAAGUGGACGUAUGCAUUGUAAGGAGCACGCAUCUCGAGUGGCUACAU